AUGUCGUCCAAUUUGGUGCGACAGGUGGGUUUCUAUGUGCCGCCCGUGUUGGGCGCACUGUGCUUUGGAUAUGCUGCCAGUACCCUCAGAGGUGGAGAGGAGUCUCAACUCCGACAACAGCUUCAGCACGAGGCUGAGGAAUUGGACCAGCGACGCCUCACAUGGCUUCAGCGGCCAAAUCGCUCGGUGCAGUACAAGGCUUCGGCCAUCCAGGAGGUGCACAACCGGAAGGCCUUGGGACCUGCCGGUGUACUGCUGAACCGCGGCGAGGCGACUUUUGUCGAAGCAAUCGGAGCAAUCGGAGCAACAUGGAGCAGGUGUGAGAAUUCAAAGCAGAAGGACCUGCAUCACAUCAAAACUCAAGAACAUGUUGGCCCCAACAAGUCUUCCCAGUUUCAAGGUCCAGCAGUUCCAGACUCGGCCUGUUCCUCUUCAGUGCAGUCUUUGAAUCGCAAUCCAAGGAAUAUCGGCCUUUUGCCGGACAGUCUGAAUGGCAACUGCCUUUUCCGAAAGACAGCCCCGACCCAGUCUUGUGCAGAGCGCUAUGCAGAGUUUCUGGGAUGUAAGCAGGAAGCCAGAGCAAUUCAGCGAAUGUCUCUGGCGCAUGGUGCGCAAUCACUCUAUGCUAUGGCCAGUGAGGCCUCAUCAGUGGUGCUGCCGUACAUCAACAGCGCUGUUGGUGGGAAUGUGCAGACAUUUGCACAGAUGCAAAGCUUCGCCGCGGUGUCGCAGGUCAUGGGCGGUCUUUUCUUCGGACAGAGUGCUGAUCGAUUUGGCACUCGCUGGGCCUUGUUGACAGCACACACUGCUGCAAUGAGCAGUGCCUUUCUGGUGGCAACGGCUCGCACACAGAGAUCUCUCUUUUGUGCUAUGGUUCCGUUGACUAUGGCACAUGGCUUCCAAGCCUCAUCACAGAUUGCGGUACAUUGCUCUGAGCCUGAAGAUCGGUCAGUAGCUAUGGGCCGCAUUUCAGCCAGUUAUGGUCUGGGCUUCUUCGCUGGGACUUUGGUCACGGCCUACGCGGCACAGCAUCUGACUCCACGGCAGAUCGCCUGGGGUGCUGUUGCCUUGGAGGCCAGCGUUAUCUCAAGCGUCCUGGUCUUUUAUCCAGACGGUGAUGACACCGUCACCAGUGCGCAGCCAGCGUCUUCCUUUUGGGACAUUCUCAAAAGACCGCAUGUUUUGUCACUGGUGCUAUCCAAAGCGGCAUUAUCAACAGCAGGUGGCAUGCUUCUUGGCAUGGUCACCCAAUUUGCCAUGGAUCCCUUCAAUUUCUCCACUGCGCAGACUAGCAUCCUGAUGGCUUAUGUGGGAGGCGCGCAGCUGCUCUCUCAGACCUUCGUGGUUCCUCAGCUUGGCAGCUUGAAACCGUGGGAGCUUCGAAUGUUUUCGACCUCUUCCUUGCUGCUUCCGUUGGUUGGCCUCAGCGUGUUUGGUUCCACACCCUUGGGCUACUGCAUGUGGAUGGGACCUUUGGCUGCUGCGGGCUAUGGUGGCAACACAGCGCUUGGCAGCCUUAUGUCUUGCCUGGCGCCAGAAAGUGAGUCAGGUUCCAUGGUUGCUUUGGGCCUGGCGCCGUUGAGUUUAGGUUUCAUGGUGUCGCCGCUCUUGUCAAGUUGGGUUUACCAAAGCUUUGGAUUUCGCAUGGUGCCAGCAGUGGCAGCCACAAUAUUGUGUGGCGCGGCACUUGCCAUCGAAAUGAUAGAUAGCGGUGAAGACGUUCCUCCUGAAGAUGAAAUUUGUGAUUCUGACGAUGAAGAUGGUCAGGGGAUGGAGCAAGGCUUCAGCGUUGUACGCCGCGAGAGUGGUGAUAUGGGGAUUUUCCCCAAACAAUAUCUCCGAUCAGAAACAAAUGGAUGA
This is a messenger RNA of Cladocopium goreaui, 1860 nucleotides long. NCBI's taxonomy places the organism in Eukaryota, Dinophyceae, Suessiales, Symbiodiniaceae. The record is from the annotation of a GenBank genome assembly.